AUGAGUCUCAAUUUUUCAAUCCCAAGGAAUAUUCCACUAGAUGUCGAACAGGAACUUACACGAUUAGUAUCUGACUUUCAAGAUGGUUAUUUGACAGAAAAGGGAUACAUUAAGAAGAGAUAUGAAAUUCUGGAAUCUCUCAAAGCGGAUGCUACUGACAGAAGCACUUUAAAUGGUGCCAGAAGUGACACCAGAAGUAACCACCGAAGAGAAAGUAUUAUGUCAGUGGGUUCAAGCUUGGCAUAUAAUCGAUCUAGUGAGAGAUUGGCCUCCGGAGAGUUUUACGAUCCAUCUCUUAGAACAACGCCCGAAAUUCAACGGGUAAGCCCAUCUGACAGUAGAGUUACAGGUGUAGAUCCAGACGCAUAUGAAUACUACAAAUUUCAACAGAACGCACCUCAGCCAGAAAAUGUGGCAAGAAAGCAGCUUCAAAGACCAUUGGAUCCCAGAAUAUUGGAGCAAUAUGUUCAGACGGAGACGUUUGACAAUCUAGCGAUGAUUUUGAGAAAGAGAAGUACCGUUUAUUCCAAAGAGAAUGCCAUAGUCACAAUCGAUCAGAGGGGCAAAGAGUCGCAGUCUAUAACAUGGGAAAAGCUUUAUCUUCGUGCAGAGAAGGUUGCCAAACAAAUCAAGAACAAGGCUGCGCUAUACCCGGGUGACCGAGUUUGUCUUAUCUAUCAGAAUAUCGAGGUAAUCGACUUUGUUGUUGCCUUUUAUGGCUGCUUUCUUUCCGGCACCGUUGCCGUUCCAAUGAGCAGUGGACUUCCAGUGAGGGAUUUUGUGAAAAUUAUGACAGACACACAAUCACAUUUAUGCUUGAUGUCCGAAUCCGUAUUCAAACAUUUUGAAAAAGCCAGUCAUAAGCGGAAGGUUCCGCUGUGGCCAAAAGGUGUGGAAGUUUGGAAAACUUCAGACAUGGGAACGUAUCAACCACCCAGAAAGGUUGGCCCUCCUCCAUUGAAGAUCAGUGAUUUAGCUUACAUAGAAUACUCGCGGGGAUCUAUGAGUGAAUUACGUGGUGUUGCAAUUUCCCACAGAACAAUCAUUCACCAGAUGAAAUCCCUUACUUCAAUUAUUUCAAGCACUCCUGAUAUUAAGAAAGGAACGCUUAUUAGGCCAUCAGCUGCCCUCAGUAAAUUUAGAUACACGCUUUUGAGCACAUUGGACGUGAGGCAGUCAAUUGGUUUGGUCAUGGGUGCAUUGUUCAGUGUUUAUUCAGGCAAUCCACUGAUUUGGAUUCAUCAGAAGUUGACGGAAGUUCCUGGAUUGUAUGCCCACGUGAUAUCACGUGCAAGAGCUUCGAUAUUACUUUCAGACUAUCUUAGUUUGAAACAGGUUGCUUACAACUAUCAAUCAUUUCCUCAGCUCACAAGGACCUUUAACAAAAGAGUGAAGGUGGAUUUAUCGUGCGUUAAAUGGUGCCUUAUCAAUACACUUAUUGUCGACUGCGAGUUUAACGAUAAACUCAGCGACAGAUGGUUUAAACCGUUGGGCCACCCACACCCAAGAAGAAUUAUUGCUCCCAUGUUAUGUUUAAACGAGCAAGGCGGUGCAAUUAUAUGUAUGCGCGAUUGGAUUGGUAACGAAGAUAGAUUGGGAUGUUCUUUCCAGAAACCAAUUACUGACGAAGUGAUUCCGAACGAUGAAAAUGAAGAUGGAAAUAUGGGUGAGAGACUAUCCGAAGUUCUUAUUGACAAGGACUCCCUUACAACUAACACUGUGAAGGUGGUAAGUGAUAGACCUCCACCAACAUCUUCUACGUAUGAUGAUGAAUCUUCUAAAUACAUCAGAGUGGGAGCAUUUGGCUAUCCGAUUCCGGAUGCAACACUUGCCAUUGUGAACCCAGAAGCUAAAAUAUUGAGUGGAUAUGAUGAGGUUGGUGAGAUAUGGGUUGACUCACAUUGCAUUUCAGGUGGUUACUGGGGUCUUCCAAAUGCUACGCAGAAUAUAUUUCAGGCUGAGUGUUCAGAUUAUGAAGGUGUUUUAAACAUCAAUUUCGUUCGAACGGGGCUUUUAGGCUUCAUUUAUAACGGUAAGGUUUAUGUUCUUGGACUCUAUGAGGAUAGAAUUAACCAGCAUGUUACGUGGUACGACAGAUAUCUGGCUAUUCAGACAAAGAAAGAGGAGGAAAAGGCUUCUUCAAGUGAUUUGGGAGACGUCCAAUCGUUGGAUGAGAACACAGAAAAUAUUAAUCGAAAAAUUCUCAUGAAUUCCGAUAUUCCUCAAUACAGAUACCACUAUGCCGGUCACUUGGUGAAGACGCUGGUCAGAAACAUUCCGGAUGUUACUGACUGCUCGUUUUUCAAUGUUCGAGUGAACAACGAAUAUCUUCCAAUUGCAAUUAUUGAAUCACCUUCGAUACCAGCUUCAAAGAGCAGACAGAAGAAUACUGGACUUGACAUAAUUACGGUUGAUUCAUCGUUGCUCAAUGAUCUGGCCAUGCAAACAAUGAAACUAAUGGAGAAACUCCACAAUGUCCGUCUAUUUUGUGUCUUAAUUACGGCACCAAACACUUUACCAAGAACAAUUCGAAGUGGCCGUUUAGAAAUUGCCAAUAUGCUUUGCAAAAGGAAGUUCAUGGAGGGCCGGAUUUCUUCAUCGUUCGUACGAUUUUCCUUUGAGAACUCAUUGGCAACGGUAUACCAUGGUGAUGAUUUGUUAGGAGGAAUAUGGUCACUAUAUUCAUCUAAAAUGAGGUCAGAAGCCUUGGAAAAUGCUCAAUUACAGUAUUCUGGGUUAGACGUUAGACAGCAGUGCAGAGACGAUCGUGCAAAUAUCGAUUUAACUGGUUAUAGCUCCAUGAUUGAUAUCCUUAAAGUUCGUGCGUCACAACAGCCCGACGAACAAGCAUAUGCCGUUAUUGGGGGUGCAAACUUUAGGGAAAUGAAGCCAUUAUCAUGGAAGAAGUUUGAAAACAGGGUCUUUGCACUUUGCUCCUACAUUCUUGAGAAGAAGAAUCUUAUGGCUGGUGAUACCGUCAUGGUCGUUUAUAACAUUUCAGAGGAAUACGUUAUUUGCAUUUAUGCAUGUUGGCUUGCGGGCUUUACUGUUAUUCCUAUUCCGGCUCUUGACCCAUCAUGGGUGGAAGAAGAUACGGUGUCGUUUGUGCAGUUGGUUCAAGAGUAUAAGGUGAAGGCCGUUUUUAUGAGCAGCGAUAUUGAACAGAUUAUGAAGAAUAAACCUAUAAGCUCAAGGGUGAAACAGAUAGCAAAUGCAAAUAGAGUUACCAUUCCAAAAUAUAGGAACACUACGAAGCAUACAAAAUGCAAUACAUCAUCUAAGGCCAUGUAUUCUCAGAUGGAGGCUUAUCGGAACAAAAAGAGAAAAGGGACAGACUUGAAAUGCUUGAUAUGGAUUACGUGGGAUGCGGAUCACCGGUAUAAUGGAGCUCAACUUAGUUUUGCUAAUUUAAUGGCGUUAGCACUGAAUGCGAAAGAAACGUGCCAGAUGAAGAGUAGAAAGCCACUUAUUGCUUGCGUGCGGCAUACAUUUGGUCUUGGCUUUUUGCAAGCUUGUAUUAUGGGUAUAUAUUUGGGAUGCCCAACAUAUUUGUUUUCGACAUUAAACUAUGGAAUAAAUCCUACAGCAUUAUGGCUUUCGAUUUCCAGAUAUGGUGUUGAGAACAUGUUUGUGACUAGCAAGAUGUUGACCUACGCGUUACGAAAUGUCGAUCCAGCCAAGUGCGAUUUACAUAAGCUAAAGAACUUAAUGGUUGGAUGGGAAGGUCGUCCGGAUGCUGGAUUAAUGCUUAAAUUUCAAGAAAAGUUCCAGGUGUCGCAUAUACCUCCAACUUCUCUAUCUAAUGUAUAUCAGAACACAUUGAACCCAAUGAUAACGACAAGAUCAUAUUUAGCAUUUGAGACUAGCAACUUAUGGCUUGAUCCUUUAGCUUUGGCGCAGGGAUAUGUCAGCUUGGUGAAUCCAAAUGACUCUCCAGAAGCCAUUGAAAUUCAAGAUUCCGGAAUUGUACCUGUUAACACACAGAUUGUGAUAGUGAAUCCCGAGACAAAGCAACCAUGCAAAGUGGGCGAAUUGGGUGAGAUAUGGGUUUAUUCCCAGUCGACACUAUCCAGAUUUAGUGGAAAGCGUGAUACGGAAAGCAGUUUUAUUCAUGAUAAGAUUGCAAACUGGAACGAUAGCCUGACUUAUCUGCGUACAGGUGAUUUUGGCUUCUUGCACAACAUUCAGAAACCUGUUAGCAAGAGCAGCCAACUGGCAGAAUUACAGCUCCUAUUUAAUUUGGGACGCAUUGACCAAACAUUCGAAGUAUUGGGACUUCAAUAUUUUGCCAGUGACAUAGAAACAACUUUGGAGAGAUUUUCGGCAGUUAAGAAGGCAUGCGUUUUCAAGGCGGGAACAUACGUUGUUGCAGUGCUAGAGACUACAUUAAAGAAAAACUACAGCUCUUUAACCCCUCUUUUGGUGAUAAAGGUCAUGAACCAAUUUAACCUCAUGUUGGAUAUAGUGUCAUACGUGCCCGUUGGUAAAAUGCCUACUUCAAGACUGGGCCAAGUUCAAAGAAGAAUCACAUUAAAGAAGUGGAUGGAUGGAUGCCUGGUCCUUCAAGCGUCAUUUGGGGUGAGUUCAGGUGAAAAUGCAACCAGAAAGACAUUAGACUUUAUAAAGAAGGUUAAAAACAUGGAACAAAUGAUAUGA
Brettanomyces bruxellensis is the source of this 4656-nucleotide messenger RNA. RefSeq lists its product as uncharacterized. Gene Ontology annotation, cellular component: cytosol. NCBI's taxonomy places the organism in Eukaryota, Fungi, Ascomycota, Pichiomycetes, Pichiales, Pichiaceae. The transcript has a single exon. The record is from RefSeq and is a predicted model, not a curated record. The coding region runs from base 1 to 4656 and encodes 1551 amino acids.